AUGAAGGGCGCUUGCGCCGCCCCGCCUCGCGAGGUGUGCGCGACCUCGCCCUCAGCCCGCAGGCGGCGGCGGGCUGCGAUUGCCGCGGUCCGACAUGCGCAGCGGGCGGCCUGCGCGCUCACCGCAACGCUCGGGACGUUGCCUUGCGUGCGGACGGUGCAGCCGCCCAUCGAGCGCAUCGCCCACCUGUCGGCGGCGGAUGGCGCGCAGUUGGCUGGCCGGGACAUCUUGGACUGCUCUGGCGACGCGUCCGUGUCUCUGCUGCUCGUCCUGGUGCUUCGUUUCGUCGUGUUCCUGGGCCUUGCGAUCCUUGCAGUCGCACCGGUGUCUUUCUUCGCCCUGUACCUGGACCACGCGGGCGCGUGUUCAAGGGCCUUUCUGCUGCUGGUCCAAACGCUCAUCCUUGCCGCGCUGCUCGGGGCCUCCGUGGUGAUGCGGACGCCGUCUCGCCACGUGGUGGAGCUGGUCCUGCGUAUCGGAGGCUUCGCGGUCCGUGUCGCGGGGGUGAUGAAACGCUUCCUCGCCCUGUGCCUGGGCCUCGUUGGCGCGUGUUCAAGGGCGUUCUUGCAGCUGGUGCGGCUCCUCGACCAGGUCGUGGCGAUCUUCCUGGUCCUGCUGGCGUUCAAGGGUGACUGGCAGAUCUUCCUGGAGGCGCGGUUCUUCGGCCAUUUUGUGGCGAACUACCUGGUCCUUCGGAUCUUCCUGGUCUUCCUGGUCGUGAGGCGCUUCCCGUUCCUGCGGAUCUUUUCGGAGGCCCUGCUACUCUUCCUGGUUGUGCGGAUCUUCGACCGGUUCGUGGCGAUCUUCCUGGUCCUGCGUUGCUUUCUUGUGGUUCGGAUCAUCUUGACGUUCAUGGGUGUGCUGAUAUCCUUCCUUGUCCUGCGGAUCUUCGUGGUCGUGCUGAUCCUUUCGGAGGCCCGGCGGGUCUUCUUGGAGGUGCGGUUCUCCGACCCCUUCGUGGCGAUCUACCUGGUUGUGUGGAUCUUCAUGGCGGCGUGGGCGGCGGCUGCGAACGAGCUCAUCGGGAUCUUUGCACACUCUUCUGAUGAGGGCGGGAUGGCCAUAGUCUCUGAUAUGCUGCUGGCAGAUAUAGCCUAG
Molecule: messenger RNA, 1098 nt
Organism: Prorocentrum cordatum
Lineage: Eukaryota; Dinophyceae; Prorocentrales; Prorocentraceae
Source: the annotation of a GenBank genome assembly